AACAAGCCUUACUUCAGGAACAAGAAGUAGAGCAAAAGGGGGAAAUCGCUCUCACUGCAAAUUUGUGUUCCUUCGUGAAAUAAAAUUCCGAUGGCAACGGCUAUGGUGGAAGAUUCGAGCUUCGAAGACGACCAGCUCGCUUCCAUGACAACCGAAGAAAUCGUCCGAGCCUCUCGUCUUCUCGAUAACGAGAUCCGCAUCCUGAAGGAGGAGUUGCAAAGAACAAAUUUGGAUUGGGAUUCGUACAAGGAGAAGAUAAAGGAGAAUCAAGAGAAGAUUAAGCUUAAUAAGCAGUUGCCCUACUUGGUCGGCAACAUUGUUGAGAUUUUGGAAAUGAACCCAGAGGACGAGGCUGAGGAAGAUGGUGCGAAUAUUGAUCUUGACUCACAAAGAAAGGGAAAAUGUGUUGUGCUGAAAACAUCUACUCGUCAGACCAUCUUUCUUCCUGUUGUUGGGCUUGUUGACCCUGAUAAAUUAAAGCCUGGUGAUUUGGUCGGGGUGAACAAAGAUAGUUACUUGAUCUUGGAUACGCUGCCAUCCGAGUAUGAUUCUCGAGUAAAGGCUAUGGAGGUUGAUGAAAAACCUACUGAAGACUACAAUGACAUUGGAGGGCUAGAGAAACAGAUCCAAGAAUUGGUUGAGGCCAUUGUUUUGCCCAUGACACACAAAGAGCGAUUUCAGAAAUUAGGAAUUCGUCCACCUAAGGGAGUGCUCUUGUAUGGACCUCCUGGAACUGGGAAGACUUUAAUGGCCCGUGCUUGUGCAGCACAAACAAAUGCCACUUUUCUUAAGUUGGCAGGCCCACAGCUAGUCCAGAUGUUCAUUGGGGAUGGAGCAAAACUUGUUCGUGAUGCCUUUCAGCUAGCAAAAGAGAAGUCUCCCUGCAUCAUUUUCAUAGAUGAAAUUGAUGCCAUUGGCACAAAACGGUUUGAUAGUGAAGUGAGUGGAGAUAGGGAGGUGCAGCGGACUAUGUUAGAAUUGCUCAAUCAGCUCGAUGGCUUUAGUAGCGAUGACCGGAUUAAGGUGAUAGCAGCAACAAAUCGUGCUGACAUCUUGGAUCCUGCCCUUAUGCGUUCUGGUAGAUUAGAUCGUAAAAUUGAGUUCCCACAUCCCAGUGAAGAAGCAAGAGCUCGUAUCUUGCAGAUCCACUCGAGGAAGAUGAAUGUUCAUCCAGAUGUAAACUUUGAAGAACUGGCUCGGUCUACUGAUGAUUUCAACGGGGCACAACUAAAAGCUGUUUGUGUGGAGGCUGGCAUGCUUGCCCUUCGCCGUGAUGCAACUGAGGUGAACCAUGAAGACUUCAAUGAAGGAAUCAUUCAGGUUCAGGCGAAGAAGAAAGCAAGCUUGAAUUACUAUGCAUAGACUGGAAAGUGGGAGGAUUCGGUUCAUCAAGUUCAUCACAAGUUUAUAUCAUGCACAUUCUGGACUUUUGGAAUAGUAGAUUAUUCAAGCUCAGUCCAAGACAAAAAGCGAAGCUACGAGUUAGAAACUUGUUCAGAAGAGUCGAAACUUUUUUUUUGUAUCGUGCAAUUUGGUGACAUUUUAUAUUUUUAUAAGACCACUGCCCAUAAUUUAUCAAUGUAGUCAAACCGUGUUUCAAUAUCGUUGACAUGUCAAAGGGUUGGUCUGUGACGUUCUCCAAUGGAUUGCAGGUAUUCUUCCA
Messenger RNA from Corylus avellana, 1663 nucleotides. Its product is annotated as 26S proteasome regulatory subunit 6A homolog. Gene Ontology annotation, molecular function: ATP binding; ATP hydrolysis activity. NCBI's taxonomy places the organism in Eukaryota, Viridiplantae, Streptophyta, Magnoliopsida, Fagales, Betulaceae. The record is from RefSeq and is a predicted model, not a curated record.